AUGAAUGUACAGUACUUUACCCUCACCCUCUCUUGCCGCUCGCUCUGCGCUCGGCCCGCUUCUCGAGACGUCAUUGUUGCUGGAAGCCCGAUUCUGCGCAGUCAAGGCACAUCUAAUGUAAAAUUUCAGGUUCCAAUAGCCAGCGUGUUCAUCGGUCCAGUAUUGCGCUUGCUGACCCAUAGUCGAAGUUUGGUCUUCUACCACAUGAGUCGGCUUUAG
Molecule: messenger RNA, 219 nt
Organism: Pseudozyma hubeiensis SY62
Lineage: Eukaryota; Fungi; Basidiomycota; Ustilaginomycetes; Ustilaginales; Ustilaginaceae
Exons: 2
Coding region: 1-219 (72 amino acids)
Source: RefSeq, a predicted model, not a curated record